AUGGCAGGUCCUCCACCGCCUCCACCUCCUCCGCCCCCAGGGCCUGCACCGCCCAUGUCGAAUACCCCCAGCAUGCCGAUGCCAGCUGGCAGAGACGCCCUUCUAGGCGAUAUCAGAAAGGGAGCAAGACUCAAAAGUGUCCAGACGAAUGAUAGAAGCAAACCAUUGAUAGGGGGAGAUAGUAAGCCCUCGGGUGCACCAGUCGGAAUGUCUCUCGGUGCCCCGGCAAUUCCUGGAUCUUCUACCAGACCGUCUCCAGCUCCAUCUGCUCCAAGUGCCCCACAACUAGGUGAUAUAUUCGCAGGCGGGAUUCCAAAAUUGAAGCACCGUGGAGGUGCCAAUGGGGCUUCAAGUGCCCCCAGUAUGGCUGCUCCGCCUUCUGUUCCGAACACGAGACCCACUGCUCCUUCAAUGCCACAGUCAAGUGCUCCACCCAUUCCAGGUUCUUCGGCCCCACCGAUUCCAAAAGCGCCCAAUGCACCACCGCCACCCUUGUCGAGUGCUCCGCCACCUCCGCCAAUGCCAAGUUCGCGGCCAAGCGCACUUACAAGUGUUCCUGCGGCUCCUGCGGCUCCUGCUCUACCCUCGGGAGGACUACCGUUUUUGGCCGAAAUCAACAAGAAGAGAGACGACUCACACGUCGUGGACUCGGCGCCGAGUACAGGACCGCCAAAGGCACCGUCAUUACCAACGUCAAGUGCCCCACCACCUCCUCCGUUGCCAACUACAAGUGCACCACCACCUCCACCACUACCCUCUACGAGCGCACCUCCACCUCCACCUCUGCCCUCUAUGAGUGCUCCACCGCCUCCUCCAAUGGCCAGCACGCGCCCAGCACCCACACAAAACGCCCCGAAGGCUCCAUCAUUGCCGGCUGGUGGAUUGCCCUUUUUGGCGGAGAUUAACAAGAAGCGAGACGAUUCUCAUGUGGUUUCAGACGAGGAUGUGAGGAAGGCCUCUUCGUCCUCACCAAUAGCACCACCAGUGGCCCCAGCUGCACCAAAGGCCCCUUCGCUGCCUUCUUUUGCAGCUCCCAAGCUUCCGGCUUUCUCGGCUCCACCAAUACCGACUUCAGCAGCUCCACCUGCUCCACCUGCACCAACAGCAGCACCAGCAGCACCGGCACCGCCAGCACCGCCAGCACCACCUCCGCCUCCAAUGAUGUCAGCCCCAAAGCUCCAAGCGACACCAGCAGCCCCAAAGGCCUCACCAUUAGCUGGAGGUUUACCAUUCCUCGCUGAGAUCAACAGCAAACGGAACGACGCUCACGUGAUUGACGAUUCAAAUGUUUCGGCAAAGUCUUCUGGAGUAACCAGUGCGGUUCAGAGUGCUCCUUCAAUUCCAAAGACGUCAGCACCAGCUAUUCCAAGAACAUCGGCACCAGCUAUUCCGACUUCGCAUGUGCCUUCUGUGCCAUCAUCUCCACCGCCGAAGUCUCAUCCAUCUCCGUUCGCUCUUCCUGGCAUGGCCAUCCCAGGCGGGUUCUCGAACCAGAAGGGGGCCCCUUCAGCCCCAAGUACAACCGCUCCGUCAGCACCUUCAAUUCCUAGUGCUCCUCCACCACCAAUGCCAAGUGCUGCUCCUGCCAUUCCAGCCACUCCUGCGGCUCCUGCACCACCUGCACCACCUGCGGCACCUUCGCUACCUAGUGCACCACCACCACCUCCAUCUUUUGCACCAGCACCCUCACCAUCACCAUCACCUUUACAUACACCACAUAAAGCACCACCACCUCCUCCAUCGCAUGCUCCGGCUCCAUCAGAGCCAGAAGAAAGCCCAUUCUUCUCGGAAGCUCCCCAGGAACAAACAAACACCAAAGGAAGACUGUUUGGUUUCGGCCACCAUCGCGACGCUGCCUCUACAAACUCAAAAAUCAACCAGCAACAGCAUGUUGGAUCGAAUUUACGCCACAUAGAUGCAUCUGCGUAUACAAUUGCCGGUUCCAAUGUCUCUUCUUCUCAGGGAGCAGCCAAGGUCGUGAUUGACGAUAGCAAGUACCGUUUCUCCAAUGCUCAUGAUAUUCCUCGGCCGCGUAAGUUUGAGGGAAAGCAGAAACUUUAUCCUAGUGGGCGUGGAAGUUCAGUCCCGUUGAAUCUUGCACUUUUCACAUAG
Messenger RNA from Kuraishia capsulata CBS 1993, 2112 nucleotides. RefSeq lists its product as uncharacterized. The transcript has a single exon. Bases 1 to 2112 code for a protein of 703 amino acids. The record is from RefSeq and is a predicted model, not a curated record. Lineage: Eukaryota; Fungi; Ascomycota; Pichiomycetes; Pichiales; Pichiaceae. Gene Ontology annotation, molecular function: actin binding.